AUGCCCAUGCCCGUCGCGUUGAAUGCGCCCGAGAGAAUGGCGUUGGCUCCCAUCAACGUCAAUGUGUCAUCGCCCCUUCAAAACAGAAAAAUCGGCCCCGCCGGCCGCAACUGCUCGUUCCCGUUGACUCCGUCCGGGACGCCGCGUCCGUUUUUGACCAAGUCCGCGUCUGUUCUCGUCAAGUCCGAGUCGUCGGCCGACAGCUCCAGGUUCGGAAACCUUGCAGGGUACAAAAUCACCAACAGAAACAUUAAGGCGGACUUGGCUGCCACGAAGUUGAAGCUCCGCUUACAAUUGGCGUUCUACAAGCUCAAGCAGCAGAAGGAGGCGUCCGUAGCAUCCACCCCCGACAUCCACCAUUCAACUGCACCCCUCAAAAGCGCAACGAGUCGCAUGAGCGCAGGCCGUUUCCCGCUGUUGAACACCGUGGCCACGCUGAAAGCCGCCACUGGCGCCAUGCGCUUGUACCACAUCAAGAAUCUGUCUCUGUUCUAUAACUCGCACUCUGGCCUGCUUCCUCUCCGCAACAAAACAACGUGUAAACUCCCCUCGGUGCAUAAAAUCUUGAAGACUCCAAUCAAGGCCGCCGCCAGACGUCAUGCCGCGCAGGGAACCUCCAAUAGCGACGAGACCAUCGACGAGACCGCGGACGACACCAUGGCCGAGGGCUCCUUGCACACCGGCAACCGCAGCCGCAAAAACGACGACAUCUUGAGCCUGUCGCCCAUUAGACACAGCGGUUUUGGCACACCCAACAGCUUUUUGGUUGCUAAGUCGUUGUUGCUGCUUGGUCUGGCCCGCUACUAG
Australozyma saopauloensis is the source of this 807-nucleotide messenger RNA. RefSeq names its product Nrm1p (gene NRM1). NCBI's taxonomy places the organism in Eukaryota, Fungi, Ascomycota, Pichiomycetes, Serinales, Metschnikowiaceae. The record is from RefSeq and is a predicted model, not a curated record. The coding region runs from base 1 to 807 and encodes 268 amino acids. The transcript has a single exon.